Thelazia callipaeda (thelaziosis nematode) is the source of this 1475-nucleotide messenger RNA. The record is from the annotation of a GenBank genome assembly. NCBI's taxonomy places the organism in Eukaryota, Metazoa, Nematoda, Chromadorea, Rhabditida, Thelaziidae.
AUGUUAUUAGACGCAAUUAACUAUGAAAAAGGCCAAAUAUCUCAAAAUUAUUACAAAAGAAGGAAGAAAAACAGUACUGCAAUAGUAGAUGUGUAUGUCAUGCCUUUCAGUCAUGUUGAUCCAGGCUGGUUAGAAACUUUUUCAAAUUAUUUAAAUAAUACAAAUGCUAUUCUUGACAACAUGGUAAUAUUUUUGAAGCAGAAACCGAGAAUGCGGUUUUUAUGGUGUGAAAUAGCAUUUUUCGAACGAUGGUGGUCAUUACAAAAUGAAACUACCAAAAAUUUAGUGCGGAGAUUCGUUUCUUCCAAACAGCUAGAAAUCGCAAGUGGAUCUUGGGUGAUGACUGAUGAAGCAAACACUUAUUUUCCUUCUAUUAUUGAUAAUAUUAUCGAAGGACAACAAUUUGUUUACUCUCAACUUAAUGUACAAGCUCGCGUAAUGUGGUCCAAUGAUCCAUUUGGAUAUAGCUCGUCAGUCCCGUAUUUGUUCGCUAACACAGGCGUCAAACGAGCUGUUAUAAAUCGAAUCCAUCACAAUUUAAAAUUAUUUCUGCGCGAGCAUGGCGCAUUAUCAUUCCGCUGGAGACAGUUUUUUGAUGCAAAAGGUGAAAGUGACAUGUACACUCAAGUGCUACCCUACAAUCAUUAUGACAUAUUAAAUAGCUGUGGUUCAGAUGCAGCGAUCUGUUGCGAAUUUGAUUUUAAGCGACUGAAUCAUUUCGGUUGUCCAGACGAAAUUCCUGUAGUAAGUACGCAAUCGAAUAUUCCCGAAAGAGCAUCGAAACUGGAAAAAUCCUUCCUGAAAAUGUCUUCUGAUCUACAAAGUAAUGUUUUAUUGUCUGUUUGGGGAGACGAUUUUCGUUAUGCAUUGUUAGAAGAAUGGCAUCAACAAUAUGAUAACUUAAUAGUACUCUUUGAUUACAUCAAUAAGCAUUCAAAUCGCAUGAGGAUAAGAUUUGGAACUCUCACGGAGUAUUUUGAUGCUCUAGAAAAGAACAGUAGACGAGAGAAGCUUGAAUCUGCCACACUAUCGGGCGAUUUUUUCCCAUACAAAUGCCCGUCACAUGAUUACUGGACUGGCUAUUACACUACGAGACCUUUUUAUAAACGCCAAGAACGCGAUUUGCAUUCAUUUAUUCGAGCUGCAGACUUACUUAGCACUAGUGCUCUUCGGAAAUUAUCGAUAAACAGAAAUGAAAUAGUAAAUAAAAAACUUACAGUUGCUCGAAGGAAUUUAGCAUUGUUUCAGCAUCACGAUGCCAUCACAGGGACUAGCAAGAAUCACGUAAUGAAAGAUUACUCACAGCGCAUGUUUGAAUCGUUGAAAAGUGUCGAGAACGUGCUGAAGACUGCGUUAGAUUCAUUUGUUCCUCUGCACAACUUCGAAAUUGUAUUUACUUGCUUUUUUCGCAUUCAUUUUCGCAACUCAAAUUUUUAUAAAAUUUUCAGCUUUACUCAAUGUUUGCUUUUAUAGUC